GCAUCCUAAACCAAAAUGAACGAGAAGUUGAGAAUGGUGAAAAUUAGCAAGUCAAGAAGAUAUACCCUCCAAGAGGCAGUGGAAGAGUGUACUCGGCAACGUGAAAGCGACGAGUCAGAGGAGGAAAUGUCUGAGAAAGACAGUGAAAUGUCUUGCAUCGACUCCGUGGCAGAGGACAUGUUCCUAGAGGGAGGAGACAUUACUCUCGACAAGAAAUGUGAUGUAGAUAUGGAUUGGGAGCCAGCUACAUCUGCACCAGUGAGCAGGUGGCCACAUGGAGUGGAGCAGCAGGACAGUUCAUCAGGUGAGGAGCUUCCUUUUCCACAGAACAGCAGGAGACCAAGAGGUAGAGGACAAGGUAGAGGAAAAGGGAGAGGCGUAGAGCAGCAGGACAGUUCAUCAGCUGAGGAGCCUCAUCUUCCAACUCCCCAGAACAGCAGGAGACCAAGAGGUAGAGGACGAGGAAAUGGGAGCGGCUGCAGUCAAGCCAGAUCAACCAGCCCAUCUGAAGAGAGGUGGAAUGAUGUUGACGUUCCAGACAUCACACCACCACAGCCCACCUUCAGACCCAGAAAUGUCCCAGGACCCCAGCUCAUACGUACUGCUACGUACACAGCCCUGCAGUUGUUUCAACUAUUUUUUUACCAACUCUGUUUUGAAGACAAUACUUCAAAACACCAACAACUGUGGAUCAACACACCAUUCAACACCCUCUAUCCCGUGGAUUGAUCUGACAUUGCAGGACAUGUUUGG
Messenger RNA from Perca fluviatilis (European perch), 753 nucleotides. RefSeq lists its product as uncharacterized. The record is from RefSeq and is a predicted model, not a curated record. Lineage: Eukaryota; Metazoa; Chordata; Actinopteri; Perciformes; Percidae. The transcript has 2 exons. The coding region runs from base 16 to 729 and encodes 237 amino acids.